CACAACAAAUAAAAAAAAAAAAAAAAAGUUAUUUGUAUAUUAGUUUAUUUUUUUUAAUAGUAUAAUACAUAUUUGAAUUCAGCAGUAUUUUUUAAUUAUGCAAAUUUUUGUUAAAACACUUACUGGUAAGACCAUUACCCUUGAGGUAGAAGGCUCAGAUACCAUUGAAAACGUUAAAACUAAAAUCCAAGACAAAGAAGGUAUCCCACCAGACCAACAACGUCUCAUUUUUGCUGGUAAACAAUUAGAAGAUGGUCGUACUCUUUCUGACUAUAAUAUUCAAAAAGAAUCAACUCUCCAUUUAGUUCUUAGAUUAAGAGGUGGUAUGCAAAUUUUCGUCAAAACCCUUACUGGUAAAACCAUCACCCUCGAAGUCGAAGGCUCAGAUACCAUCGAAAACGUCAAAACCAAGAUUCAAGAUAAAGAAGGUAUCCCACCAGAUCAACAACGUCUCAUUUUUGCCGGUAAACAAUUAGAAGAUGGUCGUACUCUCUCUGACUACAACAUUCAAAAAGAAUCAACUCUCCAUUUAGUUUUAAGACUCCGUGGUGGUAUGCAAAUUUUUGUCAAAACCCUUACUGGUAAAACCAUCACCCUCGAAGUCGAAGGUUCAGAUACCAUUGAAAAUGUUAAAACCAAAAUCCAAGACAAAGAAGGUAUCCCACCAGACCAACAACGUCUUAUUUUCGCUGGUAAACAAUUAGAAGAUGGUCGUACUCUUUCUGAUUACAAUAUUCAAAAAGAAUCAACUCUCCAUUUAGUUCUUAGAUUAAGAGGUGGUAUGCAAAUUUUCGUCAAAACCUUAACCGGUAAAACCAUCACCCUCGAAGUCGAAGGUUCAGAUACCAUCGAAAACGUCAAAACCAAGAUUCAAGAUAAAGAAGAAGAUGGUCGUACUCUUUCUGACUACAAUAUUCAAAAAGAAUCAACUCUCCAUUUAGUUCUUAGAUUAAGAGGUGGUAUGCAAAUUUUUGUCAAAACCCUUACUGGUAAAACCAUCACCCUCGAAGUCGAAGGCUCAGAUACCAUUGAAAACGUCAAAACCAAGAUUCAAGACAAGGAAGGUAUCCCACCAGAUCAACAACGUCUCAUUUUUGCCGGUAAACAAUUAGAAGAUGGUCGUACUCUUUCUGACUAUAACAUUCAAAAAGAAUCAACUCUCCAUUUAGUUCUCAGAUUAAGAGGUGGUCUUUAAAAUAUCACCAAAAUAAAUUAUUAAUAAAAAAUAUCAUUUUUUAUUCAUCCCCCCCC
Dictyostelium purpureum is the source of this 1251-nucleotide messenger RNA. RefSeq names its product ubiquitin. Gene Ontology annotation, cellular component: cytoplasm; nucleus. Gene Ontology annotation, biological process: protein ubiquitination; modification-dependent protein catabolic process. The transcript is spliced from 2 exons. Gene Ontology annotation, molecular function: protein tag activity; ubiquitin protein ligase binding. NCBI's taxonomy places the organism in Eukaryota, Evosea, Eumycetozoa, Dictyosteliales, Dictyosteliaceae. The record is from RefSeq and is a predicted model, not a curated record. The coding region runs from base 98 to 1195 and encodes 365 amino acids.